AUGGAUUCCGAGAGACAGAAUGCAGAAUUAGACCAUAUUUUUGGACUAGGUGGGACUGUUGAAGAAGCAGGAGUUAAGAAGGAGGAUCCUAUUGUUGCAGCCAAUCGUUUUUUACAUGAAAGGGAGGAAGAGCAGAAGACAAUUAGGCGUUCACAAGCAAUCCUUGCAAAAUUGGAAAAUGGAGACGAAGAUGAUGAAGAUGAUGAUGAUGAUGAUGAUGAUGAUGAUGAUGAUGAUGAUGAUGAUGAUGAUGAUGAUGAUGAUGAUGAUGAUGAUGAAGAAGAAGAAGAAGAUGAUGAAGAUGAUGAUGAUGAUGAUGAUGAUGAUGAGGAAAGUGAUAGUGGUAAUUAUAGCAAUGAUAAAAGAAUGAAAGAAGCGCAGGUGAAUAGCGAUGAAAGCAUAGGGGAUGAAAGUGAGGACGAAGAUCCAAUGGACAAAUUACUCCGAGAACACGGUCUCACUAUAGACGACGUUCCACUUGAGCUGACGCUCAAUGAACAGCGGAAACUUCUUGUUGAUUCUAUGGACGAGGAACAACUUACGAGAUACGAGUUUUUCCGUCGUACCAAUCUCAACAGUGGUGGAAUUAAAAAACUCGUGAAUGCUGUGUGCAGUGUCUCUGUAAACAACGACUUUGCCAAGCUCCUUGCCGGAGUGGGGAAAGUCUUUGUUGGAGAGAUUGUCACAUUGGCAAAGGAGGAGCAACGUCUACAACAGGAGAGACGUGUGAGAGAAAUACUUACCGAGUUUGAGAAGAUUCCUGAAAGCCAAAAGCAGCAACAAUUACAACAAUUACAACAAUUACAACAAUUACAACAAUUACAACAGCUAACACCAGAACACAUUCGUGCGGCGUGGUAUAGAAGGUCCGCACAACAUCGAAAUAAGAGCCGCAUCCAUGGUGUUAAAAUACCUCACGCGAGGUCCACAAACCGUAGAGGGAAAUCGCUUUUCUAG
Molecule: messenger RNA, 957 nt
Organism: Pichia kudriavzevii
Lineage: Eukaryota; Fungi; Ascomycota; Pichiomycetes; Pichiales; Pichiaceae
Exons: 1
Coding region: 1-957 (318 amino acids)
Biological process (GO): RNA polymerase II preinitiation complex assembly; transcription initiation at RNA polymerase II promoter
Cellular component (GO): nucleus; transcription factor TFIID complex
Molecular function (GO): transcription coactivator activity; protein heterodimerization activity
Source: RefSeq, a predicted model, not a curated record